AUGUUCUUGCUUCCAGGAAUCAAAAGUAUAUCUCAUAAAAUAAUCUACAGUGGCUUAUUAACGUAUUCUACAGUUAAAAUUGUUCGAAUACCCAAAACGACAAUAGCAUUAUUAAAUCGUGUAUUACAGUCUAUUGUUAUUACAUUUAUAGCAGUUUAUAUCAUAUGGUACAAAAAAGGUUACCAACAAAUUGAAGUUCCAAGGGGUAUUAGUAUAAUCAAAGUAAAAGGUUUAGCUAAAACAACUUUGAAUGAUACAUUAUAUUACAAUCGAACUGACAAUAAUCCAAUUAAAAGAGUUAACUUACAACAGUUAUGGGAUGUGGUUGAAUUCGAACUACCCCCUUUGGGUGGUUUGAUUGAAAUCGAACAAAUAUGGUCAUGCAAUUUUGAUUUUAAUGCAGACAGUUGUUAUCCUGAAUAUAAUUUUCGUCUACUACAAAGUGGCGAAGAAAAGAAUUCACCUGGAUUGAAUUACCGUUAUGCACAAAAAUAUUACUACAACGGAACUGAUUAUCGAACACUAGUCAAACUGUAUGGAAUACGAUUUAUAGUUACCGUAACUGGACAAGGUGGCCGAUUUGAUGCUAUGAAUUUAUUUCUUGCAAUAGGUUCUGGUAUUGGCUUUCUAGCUAUUACUUCGAUUAUUUGUGAUUUUAUACUUUUACAUAUUCAUCGAAAUCGUGAAAAAUUCAAUACUACAAAAUUUACGAUUUAUGCAUCAAAUGGUACAUCGGGUCUUCAACCACAUCAUUCUUCAUCGUUUUCUGCUUAG
Messenger RNA from Didymodactylos carnosus, 774 nucleotides. The record is from the annotation of a GenBank genome assembly. NCBI's taxonomy places the organism in Eukaryota, Metazoa, Rotifera, Eurotatoria, Philodinida, Philodinidae.